UGUAGAGUUAUCUUGACAGAAUUUGGAAAGACUUGUUCUUUGCAGUUUUAAGUGAUUUUUCCGUCACAAAUCUGAAAUAGUGCUGGAAUGGAGUUUUUCAGAGAUAUGCAUUCCAGAUAUCUGGAAAAAGAAAUGGAUAUACUGAUCAAACAAAAAAUGAAUAUGCAUCAUAUUCGCUCGAAUAGCACGAAUAAUUCAGCAGAUUCAUUCGCUGUGAAAGAUGAUGAGUCGGAUUCAAAUGAAGAAGCACAUCCAAUAAAAACACUUCCAUCUUCAAUUGAAAUGACCGAAUGUUCCACUGAAAGUGAGGAAAGAAAAACAAUACCAUCCCAAGAUCGGGACAGAAUUGUUUUAUCUGAUAUAACUAAUGCCAAAUUUGAUAACCUAAAUCGUAAGUUUGGCUAUCUUAAGAAAACUAUACGCAAAGAUCACAUGACACGAAUGGAGAAAAUCAUAAAUGAUUUCGACAAGGCUUACGCUAAAUCAUUCAGACCUCAGGAGUCAGAAACUGACGCUUCAUCGAUGGAAAUGAUCAACUUAUCCUCUGAGAACGAUAAAGACAGAAAAGAACGAAUCGGAGCAUUGAUGAGUUGGAACAUUGACGAGACAAAAAAAUUCCAAACUUCCGAUGAAGGGAUCGAAAUUUCUAAUCAAAAACAGGAUGUGCUCUAUCCAAUGUCGGGAAAAGUUUCGCUUGAGAUAGCAGUGGAUGAGAUGAGAAUGAAAUUUAAACAGUUCUUUGCAGACUUCGAUAUGAAAACCGAUACCUUCAAAACUCCCCAACCAGAACAAAACGUUUUCGAUGUUGGUAGUUCUUGUAAGAAACCACCAGUUCCAACACCCAAAGGUCCGAAAAUGACCGUUUUGGAGAUAAUCGAAAAUUCACGAAGAUCCAGGCAUGAAAGAUUGAAGAUGCGACGGAUAUGCAAUAGCGCCAAACGAACCGUUCCAGUGGAGAGGCAUUUCGAUAAAGAUGGUUCAUGUCUCAGGAUCCACGAGCCAGGUAGAACCUCAGCAGUACCUGAGCAGAAGAUUGUUGAUCCUCAGCAAGUAAGAUCAGUUGUAAGAAGUUGUCUCAGAGUAUUUCCGAGAACGAACAUAGAUACAAAUGAUUUAAUUUUAACAGAAAUGACUCCUAACAUGAUGACGAAUCAUUUUGGACAGCGACAUGAUGAUGCAAAAGACUCAAAUAUACAUACAAGCGGAAUCAGUGACAGAAUAUCUUCAGGGACUGCAGUUGCUGAAACAUCGGUGAUCUCCGAUGAAAUAUCGAACAUCGAACAAACUUCGAUGGAUUCUGAUUUAUCCCACCAUCUACAAGAUUCUCCAUACGGAAUAAACGAUUCUUGUGAUAGAUAUUAUGAGAGCAAUGAAAACCUACAAACCCCUACAAGUACUGAAAUAUCUUCAGAAGAUAAUCUGCUCAUUCAAAACCAAAAUCUGCAUUUUUCCUUGGCACCUAAGUCAAUUGAUAAUCUUCAUGGAAUCAACACGAAUAAUACCAGCGUUUGCAAACAAAAUUCCAAGGUAGAGAUUCAAGCCUCAGAGGUGAAAUAUGAUGAGGCGAAUCUAUUCGCAAAACCAUCUACUUCAUACGAAGCAUAUCCAAGAAAUAUUUCAGAUGGAGACCGUCAGGACGUGAACAAAUCAUUUAUUGAUGUCCAGAAUCUGUCUAUCAAGAAAGAGGAAAGUAAGGUUUAUUCUCAGAAUAAACCUCACUUUGUUGAGGAAGAUAACAGUGUAAAUCUGGCAGAAUCAAAUAACCAACAAAUAGAUCAUUUAGUUGUUCCUUGCUCUGAGGAACCAAAUAGUUCCACCAGAAAUUCUCAGAAUGAAGAAGAUGGUAAUCUGCCUUCUAUGAAUGGAUCGAAUCUGCCUUCGUCACACCAGAAUCUGGAAGAACAUUCCAUUGGCCCAUCUACAAGGAUCAACCAUUAUAGUGUGGACUUGUAUCCAUCUUCUCCAAGAAAAAUCAUCAUCCACCGAAAGAAUCCACCAAAUGAACAUGACCGGGAAAGAGAUGGUGAUUUUGAUGGAUCGCAAGGAUCAAGCGGAAGGAAAUUAGAAGGUUCUGUUCAAUUUAAUACAUUUUCCGAGGAAAUUGAAUUGAAAUUGCAAAAUAUUUACAGUUUGCCAGUCGGGGACAUCACAUGGAUGAGCGAUACCGGAAAUACUUCACACCAAGUUUUCCCAAACCUUCAGUCAACAUGUAUGUAUAAUGAAGAAAUGAAUGAAUUUUCUGACCUUGUUACCGUCGUCCGUUUGAGAGAGAGCGAUAUUGGUGAUGAAUUGAAUAAAUUAGGUAGUUACGAAGAUUUUGUGGCAUCUUUACUGUUCAAUACUUAUAUUUUGACGUCUGAAACUAAUCAAACUGUUUGAAUUGUUACAAAGUUUGUGAUCCUUUAUGCAAUACCUAUUGCGUAUAAAUUUUUGAGUUUAUUGUUCCUUGCAAAUUGUAAUACCUAGUACGUAGUGAUUAUAUUUAAAGAAAUCCGUUAAAAAAACUUUAUAUUUACGUAGUAAUUUUUCUUGUAUAGACUCUUCGAGCAUUUGACAUAUAUGUAUCUUGAAUUAAAUAAAAACUGUUCAAUUGUUGGGUGAAUCUUGUGGAAUUGUUCACAUCAAGUCACCUGUAUCGAUCAAAUGAUAUGGAAAAAUACAUAAUAUAUGAUAGAUGCAAAGAUGUAUUAUAUUA
Molecule: messenger RNA, 2695 nt
Organism: Coccinella septempunctata (seven-spotted ladybird)
Lineage: Eukaryota; Metazoa; Arthropoda; Insecta; Coleoptera; Coccinellidae
Exons: 2
Coding region: 88-2379 (763 amino acids)
Source: RefSeq, a predicted model, not a curated record